Messenger RNA from Hypomesus transpacificus, 763 nucleotides. RefSeq names its product actin related protein 2/3 complex, subunit 3 (gene arpc3). Gene Ontology annotation, cellular component: cytoskeleton; Arp2/3 protein complex. Gene Ontology annotation, molecular function: actin filament binding. Bases 83 to 619 code for a protein of 178 amino acids. Gene Ontology annotation, biological process: regulation of actin filament polymerization; Arp2/3 complex-mediated actin nucleation. Lineage: Eukaryota; Metazoa; Chordata; Actinopteri; Osmeriformes; Osmeridae. The transcript is spliced from 7 exons. The record is from RefSeq and is a predicted model, not a curated record.
AAUUGUUGGGUGGGACAAGCGGAAGCAGUGUCUUGCACCACUGACAUUUUUCUGAGGAAGAUUUACAAAAUAACUGUUCAAAAUGCCGGCGUACCACUCCAGCCUGAUGGAUUCUGACACACAGUUAGUUGGAAACAUGGCUAUGCUACCCAUUAAAUCCCAGUUCAAGGGCCCUGCUUCAGACAAGACCAAAGAUACAGACAUCAUUGAAGAGGCCAUCUAUUACUUCAAAGCCAACGUAUUCUUCAAGAACUAUGAAAUCAAGAACGAGGCAGACAGGACACUGAUCUACGUCACCCUGUACAUAUCCGAAUGCUUAAAGAAGCUGCAGAAGUGCAGCUCUAAAGGGCAGGGACAGAAGGAGAUGUACACUCUGGGCAUCACUAACUUCCCCAUCCCAGGAGAACCUGGCUUUCCCCUCAAUGCCAUGUAUGCCAAACCCAGCAGCAAACAGGAAGGGGAGACCAUGAGGGCAUACCUGCAGCAGAUCCGGCAGGAGACCGGACUGAGGCUAUGCGAACGUGUGUUUGACCCCCAGACAGACAAACCCAGCAAGUGGUGGGUGUGCUUUGUAAAGAAACAGUUCAUGAACAAAAGCCUGUCAGCUCCUGGACAGUAGACCACCCAGGACCACCAGUGGUUAUCCGGAUCUUGAUUUUUAUACUGAAUAAUGCAACAAUUGCAAAGACAUACCAUUGUGAUUUCAUUUAUCAUGUUAAGCUGGUGCUUGAUUCAAUAAAACUAUUAAAACAUUCGAGUAAAA